UUUAUAGUGCUGUUAAAUUCGUCAACCAUGACUUAAAUUUGUUAUUUACGGCCGAGAUAACGUGUAGCUGUGCUAAGACGUGCGGGUUUUGGAAAUGGAAACUUCAGUCAAAUUAUUACUGAGCAUUUUGUCCAUAUUUCAGUUGACGUGUGUUUACAAUACAAAACAUAUAGAUGAAGAUGAAAUGUGGAUGGUUGGAGUUAACUCCUAUGGAGGACCCAAUCAAAGCUCCAAAUCCUACCCUGGAUACGGAACGGAGUGGGUUUACUUCCCAGAUGGAGAUGGCAUACCCCACUUCGUUAAUUUGACCGCGACCAAACGGAGACAGUUGCGUACAGGUCAAUAUAUAAUUGAGUACAGAUUGUACAUAAGGGGAUUAUCCAAUUACGCAAAUCUAAACGAAUCAGGCCAGCCACCCAGCGGUACAAACAUGACCAGCCUAUUGUCUAAUAAACCAGUAAAAUUGGUAACACACGGUUGGAGAUCAUCUAUUGAAGACGGCAUGGUCAUUAGCAUCAAGGAUGCUUACUUGAAAAAUCAAGAUGUGGCAGUAAUAGCUGUGGACUGGAGUGAUACGGCGAAUGACUAUAUCUAUCCGUUUGUAGUGGAGAGCACAGGGCAAGUUGGGGCACGUGUUGGACGUUUUUUAGAUACGUUCUGCGAGCUCUACAAUGUUUCCGGCGACAGAUUGCAUUUAAUCGGACAUAGCCUCGGAGCACACUUGAUGGGGGUCGCUGCGUCGACAACUAAUGUGAGAGUGGGAAGAGUCACGGGCCUUGAUCCAGCACGACCUCUCUUCGAGGAUCCAAAGAAACCGAGCACGUUGACCCUGGACCCAUCAGACGCGGUGUUUGUAGACGUGAUACACACGUGCAGUGGAGCCCUGGGCGUCAAAGAAAGCAGUGGGCAUGCUGAUUUUUACCCAAACAGUGGUGAAUCACCACAACCUGGGUGUGACAUUCCAGAGAUAUGUAGUCAUGCGAGAGCCCACGUGUACUUUUCCGAAUCCAUUUAUAGUCCUACUGGAUUUCCUGCUUGCCGAAGCAAAAGCUGGACGGAAUUUUUAAAUAACACUGAAUGUAAACAGCAGACAUAUAUGGGAGAGAACGUCGAUCGAAACGCAAAAGGGCAAUAUUACUUAAGAACAAAUGAUAAAGUAGGUACCCUUCGCUUCUAACAAACCUAGACUAGUGAAUCUCUGAGCUGCAUUUGCAUUUCUGUUUCCAAAAAACUGAAUCGUCAAAAAAUGCUAUACAAUUAUCGAUCCCGCUCACAUAAUUUGAGAAUCGGUUGAAAAAUGCGACCUGUUGAGGAGAACAGCCGGAGAUACGACAGCAUAAUUUUGCCCAAGUUGGAUAAAGGAGACGUUUCGCGCGCACUUCGGGCUCAGUCAAAGUAAAUAAGUAUAGUUUGUCAAAGGACUGUCUCAUUUCAAUCAUAGACAGAGAGAAUCAUACUAUCUUUGUCUUACACUAGUACUAGCAUCCAAAAGAAAAGGAUGAGUAUAGUUUUCCAGGUUCUUACUGACUGACAGAUUGGUUUGACCAACCCAUCAUGGACCAACCAUAUUUGUUCCCCGCCGUAAAUUUAGUAUGGAUUAUGGUUAUGAAUCUAGGAUAUACCUGGAUCUGGCAUGAGUGGUGGGGGUAACUGACAGAACGGGAUAGUCUUAUGUAUCUUUCAGUAGGAGUAGCAGAGAAAGCGGUAUUAUUGCUUGUCCUUGUCACAGUCUCACUUUUUGUUUGUUCCCCACCUUUUUAUUAGUAUGGAGAAUGGUGGGCAACAAAUGAAUUCGACCAAUCACAGUGUCGCAUUUGCGUAUAUGUUGUCCCUCACGGAGGCACGCGUAUACCACUUCUAUACGAUCCUACCUU
Molecule: messenger RNA, 1874 nt
Organism: Cydia splendana
Lineage: Eukaryota; Metazoa; Arthropoda; Insecta; Lepidoptera; Tortricidae
Product: lipase member H-like
Exons: 5
Coding region: 95-1177 (360 amino acids)
Biological process (GO): lipid catabolic process
Molecular function (GO): lipase activity
Source: RefSeq, a predicted model, not a curated record